Messenger RNA from Lactuca virosa, 816 nucleotides. The record is from the annotation of a GenBank genome assembly. NCBI's taxonomy places the organism in Eukaryota, Viridiplantae, Streptophyta, Magnoliopsida, Asterales, Asteraceae.
UAGCCGGACCCCAAAAGUUUUCAACUUUGGUUAAUGAAUUCCAAUAAAAUCCGCUCCACUCUACUCCUUAAAUUCAUCAGCCGCUGAUCACCGUUCAAUCGAAUCAUUCUUGCUGAAAUGGCUCCGAUUGCUGUUGGUGACACGAUCCCCGACGGGACUCUUGCCUACUUCGAUGAGCAAGAUCAGAUGCAACAGGUUUCUGUCCACUCUCUCGCCGCCGGCAAAAAGGUCGUUCUCUUUGGCGUCCCCGGCGCCUUCACUCCAACUUGCAGUAUGAAGCAUGUCCCGGGCUUCAUUGAGAAAUCCGACGAGCUUAAAUCAAAAGGCGUAGAGGAGCUUCUGUUGAUCAGCGUAAACGAUCCUUUUGUGAUGAAGGCAUGGAAGAAGUCAUACCCAGAGACAAAGAACGUGAAGUUUCUUGCUGAUGGAGCUGCGAAAUACACUUACGCACUUGGGUUGGAGCUAGACCUUUCAGAGAAAGGGCUUGGGGUUCGUUCACGAAGGUUUGCGUUGUUGGUGGAUAAUUUGAAGGUGGUGGCUGCGAACAUUGAAUCCGGUGGUGAAUUCACAGUGUCCAGUGCAGAUGAUAUCUUAGCGGCUCUGUAAAUCUGUAAUGUGUCAAACUUUCUCUCUUAAUGUUUCCUCUUCAUUGAGUAGUAUCUUCUCUAAUACUUGUAGAAGAGAAUUAAAAGAUGACUAUGUAUGAGGUGCGUUUUAUUUUAAAUAAACGGGAUUCAGAUUUACACUUUUAUUUCACUUUGUAAAGUAUAAAUUUUGCUGCUCUUCUACUCAAGGUAUCUCUAACCUAACACAGAA